UUGAAGGGUUUUAUGAUUAAUGGCAAGGAAGAUCACAUAUGCCUAUUGAAAAAACCCUUGUAUAAACUUCAAAUGAUUAGAAUUGAAAGGGAGCACAAGACCGCUUAAUUUCUAUCCACCGAGUAAUUUGUCUGGUUCAGUAGAUAAUUACAUCCUCCGAAAUUGACGACCGCCAUUUGCGUUAAAGUUUUUGUCUUCGUUUCAGUUAUGGUCAUUUUGUCAUACGUACUGAUGGAAUUUAAUUUCUUUAUCUUAUUAUAAUGAUAGUUUUUUUUUUUUUUUACUUUAUAACUUUAAUCAUCGACACAUACUGAUUCAAGACCACUUGUCUUUUAUCGCGAGAACAUUUAUCUUCCACUUUGUAAAUCUCCCACUUGAAAGAAAAUGGAGAGAGAGCAGCAAAGUUUGUCUCUUAAUACACCUUUAUGUGAAGGAAACGGUGUCGGACUUUACGAAGAAAGAAACCAAGAAAGGGGUAUCAGCAAGAAGGAGAUUCUUGAAGAAGUGAAAAGGCAGCUAUGGCUAGCAGGUCCUUUAAUAUCUGUGAGUCUGUUGCAAUAUUGUAUACAAAUGAUUUCUGUGAUGUUUGUAGGUCAUCUUGGUGAGUUAAGCUUGUCUGGUGCUUCAAUGGCCACUUCCUUUGCGAGUGUCACUGGUUUCAGCCUUUUGUUGGGAAUGGCAAGUGCGCUUGAUACAUUUUGCGGGCAGGCAUAUGGAGCAAGGCAGUUUCAUAUGCUCAGCAUACACAUGCAGAGAGCCAUGGUUGUUCUUUUACUUGUUAGCAUACCCCUCGCCAUCAUCUGGGCAAACACAAGACCUAUCCUAAUUGCCUGUGGCCAACAAAAAGAUAUAGCAGAGGAAGCUGGACUGUAUGCUCGUUUCAUGAUCCCAAGCCUUUUUGCAUAUGGUCUUCUUCAAUGCCUGGUCAAAUUCUUACAGACUCAGAACAUAGUAUUUCCGAUGAUGCUAUGCGCAGGAAUCACGACUUUACUUCACAUCCUUGUAUGUUGGGUUCUGGUUUUCAAAUCUGGCCUUGGAUAUAUAGGAGCUGCAUUGGCUAGUUCAUUCUCUUAUUGGAUCAAUGUAUUACUUUUGGUACUUUAUGUCAAGUUCUCUUCUUCAUGUUCAAAAACUUGGACAGGCUUUUCAAAGGAGGCCUUCCAAGAUAUUGUUAAUUUUAUGAGGCUUGCAAUUCCUUCAGCUGUUAUGGUUUGCUUGGAAAUGUGGUCUUUUGAAUCGAUGGUUCUUAUGUCUGGUCUGCUCCCUAAUCCAGAAUUGGAGACUUCAGUUCUUUCUAUUAGCCUUAAUACAGCUGCAACUGUUUGGAUGAUCCCUUACGGACUAAGUGGUGCUGCCAGCACCCGAGUCUCAAAUGAGUUAGGAGCACAGCAUCCAUACCUCGCACGAUUAGCAGUUCGCGUUGUCAUCACAAUUGCUGUUGCUGAAGGCAUUUUGGUGGGAAUAGUCUUGAUAUUGAUUCGCAAUGUUUGGGGCUACGCCUAUAGCAAUGACAUAGAAGUUGUUGACUAUGUAGCAGUCAUGUUGCCUGUUGUUGCGACAUCCAACUUCUUAGAUGGACUCCAAUGUGUUCUUUCAGGCGUUGCCAGAGGAUGUGGUUGGCAGAAGAUUGGUGCAUACAUCAAUCUUGGAUCAUAUUAUUUGGUGGGAAUCCCCAUUGCAAUUUUAUUAGCUUUUGUCGUUCAUGUUGGAGGAAAGGGCCUUUGGCUGGGGAUAAUAUGUGCACUCAUCGUGCAAGUUUUUUCUCUUGCCACUAUUACUAUUCGUACAAAUUGGGAGCAAGAAGCAAAGAAGGCUACUGAAAGAGUAUAUGAUGAAGUAAUUCCAGUGGAUACAGUAUCAUGAAGCUGCUCGUUUCCUGCACCAAAAAAUGUUGGAAACAUUUGCUGGCAGGAAGUAAAUGUAGCUGGCUGACAAUAUCUACGGAUCUAUCAACUUCAACUUCAUAUCAUCUCUUAUCAUCAUUAGCAUUUAGCUGUGGAUGCAUGCUGUGCUUGACAGAAAUUUAUCUGACAAGAAUUACCAUAAUUCUACCAUUAGUACUCUAUCAAAUACAUCUAUGUCUGUGUAUGUACAGAAAUAAAAUGGCCUGAAAAUGUGCAAGAAUAGAA
Populus nigra (black poplar) is the source of this 2129-nucleotide messenger RNA. Its product is annotated as protein DETOXIFICATION 16-like. Gene Ontology annotation, molecular function: xenobiotic transmembrane transporter activity; antiporter activity. The transcript has 8 exons. Gene Ontology annotation, biological process: xenobiotic detoxification by transmembrane export across the plasma membrane. Lineage: Eukaryota; Viridiplantae; Streptophyta; Magnoliopsida; Malpighiales; Salicaceae. Gene Ontology annotation, cellular component: membrane. The record is from RefSeq and is a predicted model, not a curated record. Bases 385 to 1863 code for a protein of 492 amino acids.